AUGAUGAAUUCCGAUGAACCAUUCAUCAUAAAUUUAAACAAAUUAUUUGACACAUCCUCUACAUUUGUCAAAUCAUUGACAACUCCUCUCCAUUUUUUAAUCGUUAAAGAAUUAAAGGAAUGGUCAAGAAGAAGCGAACGACCAAUAGUUGAAAACGUUGUUCGAGAAUUGAAAGACAACGUCUUGAAGAUGGUUCAAAAAGAAUUUCCAGAUUCCUCUUAUUUGUUAGAUUCCAAAGAAAUGUUGGAUGAAUGUGCCACCAAAUCACACCCUCUCCAAAGGUUGAAAGUCAUUGAGAAGACAACUUGUGAGUUCAUCUUUAACAUGAUGGAACAAAGAGACAUUCGUAAUGGCAUGGAAAGUAUCUUUAUCAUUCUCUACCAAUUAGAACUGCUUGCUACUGUAUUGAUUGAAUCAAAUGUUGACCUUCUGUCUCAUUUAACCAUUGACAGAAUUAUUCAACACACUCUUUCACAAUUUAUGAAUCAAUUUCGAUACCAUUAUCCGGAUAGUUUGAUUGUAUUGACAUGGAAUUUGCCAGGUAGUAAAAAAACGACCAAAGACAAGAUUGAAAAACAUUUCAAAGAGGAACAUGCUAAACUAAUUGAAAUGGUCGACAUUGCCUUCUUGCAAGAAUUUGCUACUGGUGAAGGAGAAUCAGGUGCAUGUGAAAUGUUUGUCAAUAGAUUUGAAAAAGCCAUGUAUUCUGUACAAAAUUUAAAAAGGUUCAAUCGAAAGGAACAAGAUUAUGGAGUGAUUUUGUGGAACGAAAAAUAUUUUCCAUGUGAAGAAGAAUAUUGUUUUCAAGGAAUGGAAUCCUUAAAUCCAACAUUGAUUAAUGUUCACUUAUCUUUUACAAAUUCGCAACACCGAAAUGAAGAAUUUGAAGAAUUGAAAUCCUAUAUUAAGAAAAGAUUGAAACGAACAUCGUUUAUCAUUGCAGGGGACUUCAAUUUUGAAGUGACAAGUGAACUAUUUGACGGAUGCUAUGAAGAUAUUGUGAAUUGUGAUAAUUGUGAGCUUGCAACCACAAAGGCAGGAAGAAAAAUAGAUCAUGUGUUAUUUUCUAGAGAUUUUGAAUGUGCAUUUAGUUUGGUUCCUCAAUUGUUGGCCUUUCCUGAAUCCAAUCAUUUUCCUAAAAUUGUAUUUCUUAAAAAGAUUGAAGAAAGUGACGAUGAGGAUGAUGAGGAAAAUAUUGAGCAAUCUGAAGAGAAGGACAUUGCAGUCAAAGAGGAACAUGACCUUUCAUCUCUUCUCGAACAUGGAUUGAAUCUAAAUGAAUGA
Naegleria fowleri is the source of this 1284-nucleotide messenger RNA. RefSeq lists its product as uncharacterized. The record is from RefSeq and is a predicted model, not a curated record. The transcript has a single exon. The coding region runs from base 1 to 1284 and encodes 427 amino acids. Lineage: Eukaryota; Heterolobosea; Eutetramitea; Acrasida; Naegleriidae.